This is a messenger RNA of Acanthamoeba castellanii str. Neff, 2082 nucleotides long. Its product is annotated as fungal Zn(2)-Cys(6) binuclear cluster domain containing protein. The transcript is spliced from 9 exons. The record is from RefSeq and is a predicted model, not a curated record. Lineage: Eukaryota; Discosea; Longamoebia; Acanthamoebidae. Gene Ontology annotation, biological process: regulation of DNA-templated transcription. Gene Ontology annotation, molecular function: DNA-binding transcription factor activity, RNA polymerase II-specific; zinc ion binding. Bases 1 to 2082 code for a protein of 693 amino acids.
AUGAAGGAGCGACGGACACGAAGGCAACGACCGUGCAAGCGCUGCGUGGGCGUCGGGAAGGCCGACCAGUGCUUCGACGUGGAGCCCAAGAAGAGGGCGUGUGGUCCUUGCCGGUCGGCCCACACGGCCUGCGACAGUCAACGCCCGUGCAAGCGCUGUGUGGCCGCGGGGAGGGCGGACUUGUGCGUCGACCCCGAGCUCCGCAAGAAGGGCCGGCGGUCCAGGUCGUCCAAGACCGACGCGGCGGCUUGGGACACCUGCGGCCACCCGGCCCUCGCCGCCUCUCCUCCCACGCCGGCCAAGCGACAGAGAACCGAAGAACCUCCGCUGGCCUGCAAGGUCGGUGGUGGUCAGACCGUCACAGACGGCGCGCACACGCCUCCGCUGUCGCCGCUUCUGCCUCCGCCGUUCCCGCUGCCCGGCCUGCACUCCACCGGUGGCCAGCACCCUCACCACCCCUUUGCUGUCGGGUUCACAGGCCUGCCCAAUGGCGGCAGCGGCAUUGCUGGGCACAACGUGCGGCCCAUCUUCCCCCACGGCUCGCCGGUGCCGACCAACGGUGCCGCGAGCGGCUCUUCUUCUUCGCCGCCGGUGCCCCUGCGCCCUGCAUCGCCCGACGAGUCGAGGUUGACCACCAUCGGAUCGCCGCUGGCCACCGUCCGCGCGCCCUCCCCUGCCCAGAGAACACCGACGGGCAGCAGAGCGUCAUCGCCACCUUCGUCGUCGGCAUCGUCGCCCACGUCCUCGCCCCAGGCCAGCCGCGACGACGCCGCGUCGUCAGGCGGUGCGAGCCUGAUGCAGCUGGAGCCGCUCCUAUCCAUGUUCAUGAAGGAGCUGCGGGAGCUCAAGUCGUCCAACGAGCAGGUGGCGAGCGACUUCAAGAACACGACCGAGGAGCUGCGCAAGGAGAUUCUCCUGCUGCACCAGAACCAGCAGAAGAUCGAGAGGCGCCUGGACUCGCUCAACUCUGUGGUGGCAAUGGCGCCGUCGUCCGCCCCGUCAUUCCCUUCGUCGCCCUGCAUCCAGCCGCACGAGAUCACUUCCUACUCGCCCUCGGUGCUCUUCAGCCCCAGCGACUACGGUCUGCUCAGCGGCCCACCGCUCCAGCCGCAGCAGCAUUCGCCUUCCUUCAUGGCGUCGAUGUUCGCCGCCAGCCCUUCGCCCGGCGUGCCCUCGCCGUGCUACGACUCCUACUUUGCGCGCACCGAGAUCCUCUCCUACCUACCCUUCCUCUCCAACUACAACCUCCAGUCGCCCGAGGUGCCCUUCGUCGUUGACCACCUCAGGAAACCGUUCUUUGCCUUGCAGAUCAUGGAGUCUAUGCCUGGAGAAGAAUUCACACCACCCAUCUUCGUUUACGCCAACUCUGCGUUCUGUUCUCUCGUUCGCUACCCUCUGCACGAGUUGCUUGGCUGCCCACUCUCCAAGGUCUCCUUCCCCGAUGAGAAGGUCAAGCGCCAGCUGCUCUCCUCCAUCAGCAAGUCCGGAAGAAGCAUCUACCUCCCUCAAAGGGGCUUCCUGGAGGCUCCGCCAUCGUCGUACAGCGAGGUCAUCAGGCUGAGCCCCCUGUUCCUCCCGCGGAAUGGAAGGAUCACGAGGCUCUCCACCCGUGUCCAAUUCUUCUACAACGAGCACGGCCGGGUCAAGUGGAAGAUCUGCUGCGUGGACGGCGUGGAGGAGAGCGGCGUCAUCGAGAUGCCGAUCAACUGGCUGCCCGGCCUCCCCAAGCUUUCCGUUGCCCAUGCCGUCGAUGAGUCCGCGCAUCACGGAGGAGGCGAAGGAAGAGGUCGACGGGGACGCUCCCGGCGACUCGUCUCCCCUGGAGGAGGCGUUCCUCUCCUCUUUCAUCGCUUCGCCGUCGCCGUCGCCGCCACCCACGUCCUCCGACAUCUCCUAUUCCCCGUCGUCGUCCUCUUCGUCCUCGUCCGCCACUUCCUCCGCCUCCGCCGCCUCUUGCUCGGCUUCGGUCGCCGCCACGGCGUCGCCACCGCCCGCGUGGAUCUCGUCCCCUGGUGCCGGCGACGGCGACGCGGAUUACUGACACGGUCGCCCGCAAACGCCCCCAUGGCAGGUCUGACGUAG